Molecule: messenger RNA, 309 nt
Organism: Sebastes umbrosus (honeycomb rockfish)
Lineage: Eukaryota; Metazoa; Chordata; Actinopteri; Perciformes; Sebastidae
Product: phosphatidylinositol N-acetylglucosaminyltransferase subunit Y-like
Exons: 1
Coding region: 32-244 (70 amino acids)
Source: RefSeq, a predicted model, not a curated record
ACCUGCCCUGUAUCAGAACCCAUCUGCGAGUAUGUUCUCCCUGUCCAUGAUGGUGGGGCUCGUCCCAAUAGUGUCGCUCUGCGGUUUGUUCUACUCCGCCGCGGUGGACGAGAACUUCCCUCAGGGCUGCACCAGCAGCAGCAGUCUGUGUUUCUACAGCCUGCUGCUGCCGGUCACCAUCCCGGUCUACGUCUUCUUCCACCUCUGGAGCUGGAUGGGGAUCAAGCUUUUCAGACACAACUAGGCUGCUCAGAUUUUGUUCUGUUAAAGGACGAGUACAAUUAAAUCAUUUGUUGGGAAUGUACCUUG